Molecule: messenger RNA, 2352 nt
Organism: Entrophospora sp. SA101
Lineage: Eukaryota; Fungi; Glomeromycota; Glomeromycetes; Entrophosporales; Entrophosporaceae
Source: the annotation of a GenBank genome assembly
AUGAGCAACAAUAAUGCUACAACAAAUGUUACUGGAGAUCAAUUUAUUCGUACAUUAGCUCAAUUCAUCCGAGCCAACGAACGUAAAAUAACUAUGCAAAACCUACAACAACAGUCUUCUUCAGGUCAUUUAUUGGGUACUCGAAUGUCAGAAAAUAGUUUAGGAAAUGGUUAUGGUAUACCAAGUUUCUGGUCUUUCUCUACUGCUCUUGCAAGUUCUUACAUGAAAUCUCCAACCUCGCCUGUUUCAACAACUCCAACUUCUCCCGUUAGCCCUAUAGGCAAUAAUAAUUCAAAAAGGCCUGUAUUUGUUACACUUGAUCCCCAUCACUUAUACUAUUUAUUGGCAAGAUUUAACGAUAUAGGGCUUGAUAUUGGUGUCUUUGAAGCAAUUAUAAAUUUUGAUAAUAAAGAUAUGGAUUUUGAUGUUAAUGACUCAUCAUUGGAAACUGCGUCAAUUACCUCAAUCAAUUCAAUCAAUUCAAUAUCAUCUGCCAUGUCUUCAUUAUCCUUAUUCUCGGGUUGGCAAGGUUGGACCAAUGCAGCUCAAAAAAAUGAAAACAUACCAAUAAAAAGUGAGGUUUACUACAUUUACAAAAGUUUCACUAAACUCACCAAUUUAAAACUUAAUUCUACAAUUAAUAAUAAAAGAAUUGAUGGUUUUGGCACCCACAAUAAUAACGAUGACAAUUUUAGAGUUGGUAUUGAUGGCGUUGGUUGGCCUUUAACUGCUACAUUGUCAAUAACCCUGUUUAAAAACUUGACAAAUUUAGAAAUUUAUGGAUUAUCACCAAAAGUUUUUGAUGGUUGGGACGUUGUACAAGAGAAAUUGGAAAUAUUAACUUUAACUAAAAGCCCAAUUGAUGACAUUACUGAAUUAUUUAUUGAUCUGAAAAAAAUAAUGGACAGAGCAGUCAAAGGAGCAACUAAAUCAAAAUGUGCAGCACCUAAACAAAAAUAUCUUGAGGUUCUCAUACCAGCAACUUCAAGUAGUGAUGCUUUGAAAACAAUAUUUGCGUCAUUAGAACAUCGUUUACGAGAAAAUUCUUGGACGAUCGUAUUCAAAAGUCUUAUUGUGAUUCAUAUUUUGAUGAGAAAAGGGGUUGAUGGUCAAGUUUUAAGUUAUUUAGUUAGAAAACCAAAUAUUUUAAAUUUGUCAGGUUUUAAAGGAUCAGGAAUAGGCAAUGGAGCCGAACAAACUAAAAAUAUUCAUUCAUACGCUGCAUACUUGGAAGAAAAGGUUUCAGUAUAUCGAGAGUUAAAGGUCAAUUUUGUUAAAGAAAAGAAAUUAGAGAAUAAUAGUCGUUUAAGAAGACUUACAGUUGCCAAGGGUCUUUUGCGAGAAGUUAAGAUUCUUCAACGACAAUUAGAUGCUUUAUUAAAUUGUAAGUUUUAUCUGGACGAGGUUGCUAAUUAUGUAACAUUGACAGCAUUCAGACUUAUUGUCAUCGACUUGCUAGUACUUUUUGAAACAACGAAUGAAGGCGUUAUUAAUAUGUUAGAACAAUUUGUUAGUAUGUCACAAAUAGAUGCAAAAGAUGGAUUAGAAAUUUAUAAAAAAUUUGUGAAACAAACUGAAAAAGUUGUUAUUUAUCUAAGGGCUGCUCAAAAAUUACAAAGUGUACUUGGUAUCAAAAUACCCAACUUAAAACAUGCACCAGUCUCAUUGACAAUUGCAUUGCAAGAUUAUGUCGAAGAUCCAAAUUUUGAAGCAAAUAGACGAGAAUAUAGAAAUACGCAAGAAAAAAGUAAAAAUGAAAAUAAUAAUAAAUCUGCCACAAGAAAAGAUGGAGCAACAACGACUAUAUGCUCCAGUGAUAAUAACAGUAAUGCAAACUUUUUGACCAAAAAGGAUGCAACUUCAGCUUCAUCCAUUUCUAAAACUGCGGCAAAUCAUAAUCAGAUGGACUUUAUAGAUUUUUCUUCUAAUAUUGAAAGAAGGAGUAAUAUUAUGACUACUACUACUAUUACGGAUACAACCACUAAUCCAUUCUUAGCUGGUCAAAAUCAAUUGGUUCUGCAACAACAAUUACAGCAAUCUUCCCCUAUUAUUAAUCAACAACAGCAAUCAUCAUUAAUGUUAAAUCCUAUAUCUGCAUCUUCAUCAUCAUUAUCAUCUGAUACAAAUCCAUUUCGUUCUUCAAUGUUAUUUCAAGAUCAACAACGACAAUUGCAACAAACAACUGCAAUGACAGCCUCUUCACCUCAUAAUCCUUUUGGACAAUUUUCUCCUCCUGCUUUUACUAAUAAUAACAUUAACAGUGGUAAUAAUAGCAAUCCAUUUGCUUCACCGAUGCAACAACAAAAUCUACUAGUUUCACUUAACGUCCAAUCACCAUCCCAUCCAAAAUAA